This is a messenger RNA of Ilex paraguariensis (yerba mate), 2298 nucleotides long. The record is from the annotation of a GenBank genome assembly. Lineage: Eukaryota; Viridiplantae; Streptophyta; Magnoliopsida; Aquifoliales; Aquifoliaceae.
AUGGCACCAAUGGACUGCCUUGCAUAUAGCAAAGCCCUAUUGAAGCCAUUGGCUUUUUCUUUUGCAUCCGGAAGCUCUUUACCUACUUGUGAUACAUGGUAUUUCAGGAAUGCUUAUAAUAUGGUGCUGCACAAAUUUGGAGAGAAGCUCUACUCUGGACUUGUGUCAACUAUGACAUUACAUCUAAAAGAAAUAUCAAAAUCCAUUGAGGUUGCUCAGGGAGCUUCAUUUCUGGAAGAGCUGAACAGGAAAUGGGCAGACCACAACAAGGCAUUGCAAAUGAUCCGAGAUAUAUUAAUGUACAUGGACAGGACUUUUAUCCCGAGUACGCACAAAACACCAGUACACGAUCUUGGGUUGAAUUUGUGGAGGGACAAUGUUAUCCACUCUAGCAAAAUCCAGGCGAGGCUUCGGGGUACGCUUCUUGAACUUGUCCGGGGAGAAAGGACUGGCGAAAUUAUAAACAGGGGUCUGAUGAGGAAUAUAAUGAAAAUGCUAAUGGAUUUAGGUUCUCUUGUUUACCAAGAGGACUUCGAGAAGCCUUUUAUUGAAGUCUCUGCUGAUUUUUAUCGUGUGGAAUCUCAGCAGUUCAUCGAGUGCUGUGAUUGUGGGGAUUAUUUAAAGAAGGCUGAGAAACGUCUUAAUGAAGAGAUUGAGAGAGUGUCACAUUACCUGGAUGCAACAAGUGAAGCCAAGAUAACUAAGGUGGUGGAAAAGGAGAUGAUUGAAAAUCACAUGUCAAGAUUGGUCCAUAUGGAGAACUCAGGCUUGGUUAAUAUGAUAAUGGAUGACAAAUAUGAUGAUUUGGGAAGGAUGUACAGCUUGUUUCACCGGGUGUCUAAUGGACUUUCAAUUCUCAGAGAUGUUAUGACUUCUCACAUUCGGGAAAUAGGUAAGCAGCUAGUCACCGAUACAGAAAGGUUAAAGGAUCCGGUAGGCUUCGUGCAGCAACUCUUGGAUGAAAGAGAUAAACAUGACAAGAUUAUCAGUUUUGCAUUUAACAAUGACAAGACAUUUCAGAAUGCUUUGAAUUCCUCAUUUGAAUAUUUCAUUAAUUUGAAUCCUCGAUCACCAGAGUACAUUUCUUUGUUUGUGGAUGAUAAGCUCCGGAAAGGACUGAAGGGGGUUAGUGAGGAGGAUGUGGAGAUUGUGCUAGACAAGGUGAUGAUGCUUUUUCGCUACCUUCAAGAGAAAGAUGUGUUUGAGAAGUAUUACAAGCAACAUUUGGCAAAGAGGCUUCUUUCUGGGAAGACUGCAUCCGAUGAUGCAGAGAGAAGUUUGAUCGUUAAGCUGAAAACUGAAUGUGGGUAUCAAUUUACGUCAAAGCUGGAAGGUAUGUUCACUGAUAUGAAGACCUCCCAAGAUACAAUGCAGGGGUUCUAUGCAGCCAUGGGUCCUGAGAUAGCAGAUGGCCCCAUGCUAACCAUCCAGGUCCUUACUACAGGAUCUUGGCCAACUCAGUUGAGUGCCCCUUGCAACCUUCCUUCAGAAAUCCUGGGAUUGUGUGAUAAGUUCCGAACAUAUUAUCUUGGAACCCAUACUGGGCGGAGAUUGUCCUGGCAAACUAAUAUGGGGACUGCUGAUUUGAAAGCCACAUUUGGGAAAGGCCAAAAGCAUGAGCUGAAUGUUUCCACGUACCAGAUGUGUAUUCUUAUGCUGUUUAAUAAUGCUGAUAUGCAUGGUUAUAGGGAAAUCGAACAGGCAAUGGAGAUACCAGCAUCCGACUUGAAGAGGUGCCUGCAGUCUCUGGCCUGUGUUAAGGGGAAGAAUGUUCUCCGGAAAGAGCCCAUGAGCAAGGACAUUUCUGAGGAUGAUAGUUUCUUCUUCAAUGACAAAUUCACAAGCAAGCUCUACAAGAUAAAAAUUGGUACUGUUGUUGCACAAAAGGAGUCUGAACCAGAAAAGCAAGAAACCCGGCACAGAGUGGAGGAGGACAGGAAGCCCCAGAUUGAGGCGGCAAUAGUGAGGAUCAUGAAGUCUCGGCGGGUGCUGGAUCACAAUAACAUUGUUGCUGAAGUCACAAAGCAGAUGCAAUCAAGAUUCCUACCAAACCCAGUUGUAAUAAAGAAAAGGAUCGAGUCUCUAAUUGAGCGGGAAUUUUUAGAGAGGGACAAGGUUGAUAGGAAGUUGUAUCGUUACCUGGCUUGAAGAAAACCACUCACCGUUGCGUGACUCUGUCAUUUUGUUGGGGUUCUUUUUGCCCUCGGCUGGAUGAAGUGUAAGAUGGAAUAUUGUUCUUGAAUUACCGCAGGUCAGAUUUAUUUUUAAUGGACGUUUUCUAUGCCUCUUUCUCUUUCC